UAAACCAAUGGUGUUUGCUCCUAUAUUCUCGCACAAACAUUCAUUCAUCUCGAUCCGUUUUCGACACACACAAACAUAGAUUCCCCCCAAUUCUCAUCUCAAGAAACGGUUUUGAAAACACACACACAUUGGGAUAUUCCAUUCUCAACAUUCUUGAAUUGCUAGCAUAAAUUUAGCUCUUAAUUUUGUUUGCAUGUAAGCUGUUUAAAUGGCGAUCGCCGCGGUAGUGAUCCUCCCUUUAGGUCUCCUCUUCAUUCUCUCCGGCCUCAUUGUGAACCUGCUUCAGGCUUUUUUUUAUAUCCUUAUUCGUCCAUUCUCAAGAAAUGCUUUCAGAAGGAUCAAUAAGGGAAUCAUGGAACUACUAUCACUGGAACUCAUCUGGCUUUUCGACUGGUGGGCGAAUAAUAAGGUUCAGCUAUUUGCAGAUAAAGAAAUCAUUGAACUCAUGGGAAAGGAGCGAGCACUUCUCAUUUGUAACCAUAGAAGUGAUAUUGAUUGGCUUGUCGGAUGGGUAUUAGCACAGCACGCAGGUUGCCUUGGUAGCUGCUUAGCCAUUAUAAAGAAAGAGAUAUUAUGCCUCCCUGUCAUAGGCUGGGCAAUGUGGUUUUCUGGUUAUAUUUUUCUGCAGAGAAGUUGGGCCAAAGACGAAAACACCCUAAAGUCUGGAUUUGAGGGGCUAAAUGAUUUCCCUUUACCUUUUUGGUUGGCUCUUUUUGUUGAAGGAACACGUUUUACCCAGGCAAAACUUUUUGCAGCCCAACAAUAUGCUGCUUCAGUUGGGCUGCCUGUUCCAAGGAAUGUCCUGAUUCCUCGUACCAAGGGUUUUGUUGCAGCAGUAACUCAUCUGCGAUCUCAUGUUCCUGCAAUUUAUAAUAUUACAGUUGCUAUCCCAAAAGAUGAACCUUGUCCUACCCUUUUGAGAAUCUUCAGGGGGCGUUCUUCUACGGUACAUGUGCAUAUUGAGCGACAUCUAAUGCAGGAAUUACCUGAAACUAGUAGUGGGAUUGCACAGUGGUGCAAAGACGUAUUCGUUGCAAAGGAUGCUUUAUUGGAGCAACAUCUCGAAACGAACUCAUUUGGACCUGGACUGCCGCAUGAGCUUCGCAGAACAAAGAAAUCUUUAAUGGUCGUGAUAUGCUGGUCGUGUUUCCUACUUGCUGUCGUUGUGAGCUUGUUGGAACGUUUUCCAUUCUCGUGGGGAGAAGUGGCCUUUUGCUUGUCGUUCUUGGGUGUCACUGUUAUCCUUAUGCACAUACUCAUUAUGUUUAGUCAGUCGGAGCGUUCGACUCCUCCAAAGGAGCACCAACCAGACCCGUUGAAUCAGGUGCUCCUUCAAACUUGAGCAUUGGUAUACAAAAAUGAUGGCUAUGCAUACGAUUCGGGUAGAUCUUAUUAAGGAUAAUGCUAUUAUGUGGUUUUUUUUUUAUGGUUUUAUUUAUUUGUUUAUUUAUUUAUUUAUCUUGAAAGAAGGAUAAUGCUAUUUUUCCUUCUUUUCCCAACUUUACUGUAUUUUUAUUUUUCAGUUCAGCUCUUGUGAAAAUAGUAACCAAUUUAUUUAUACGAAUAUAUAAAUCAUUGGUGGCU
This is a messenger RNA of Salvia splendens (bonfire salvia), 1584 nucleotides long. Its product is annotated as 1-acyl-sn-glycerol-3-phosphate acyltransferase 2. The record is from RefSeq and is a predicted model, not a curated record. The transcript has 11 exons. Gene Ontology annotation, molecular function: 1-acylglycerol-3-phosphate O-acyltransferase activity. NCBI's taxonomy places the organism in Eukaryota, Viridiplantae, Streptophyta, Magnoliopsida, Lamiales, Lamiaceae. Gene Ontology annotation, cellular component: endomembrane system. Bases 209 to 1342 code for a protein of 377 amino acids.